UGUUGUAUUGAAAUGUAGACAGCAGGUUAUUGUGUAUGGAAAUUGUUUCUGGUCGAAAAGUUCGCACAAAUUUCAUAUGCGCUGUACGCUUUUGUUUGUAGUAAUCUGCGUAUUUAGGUAUUACUGACUCGACGAUCGGGGUUUGAUUCCUAGCAGGGCUAGGUGCAGGGAUUUUUGCCUGCGUCACUGCCUGGCGAACAACACAACAGCCAGCCAGCCAUCGUUAUGCUCCUUGCUGCUGUGCCGGAAGCUUUGAAACGAAAUAUUGUGUCGUAGUUGUCUAUGAACACUGGUAAUACGUGUGUCGUAAUAUGGCGGAAAUUGUAAUGGCGUUUGGAAGUGUAAUUUAGGAGUAAUUUUCAUUUUUACUGUAAUCAUUGUGUUCCAAGGUCCUUUAAGUGAUUUUGAAUUAUGGCCGAAUUCAGUGAUAAAGAAACAUUAGAAAGUUGGGUGAACAGUAAACUGUCAGCAAUAUUAGACUUCCCAGUGCCGCAGGAUUUGACAAAAUAUAUAUUGUCAAUAGAAAAUGCUAGAGACCUUGAAGACUACCUCAAAACCCUUCUCAACUUUAGUAGUGCUCAUCAUCGGCAGUUUUAUGAGGAAUUGCUACAGAAACGCCAAGUAGGAUUUACUGGGUUGCCACUGGACAUCCAAGGCUACAAGAAGUCUGAGACAGAACAGAUUUAUGUUCAUCCUAAACAGACAGAAAAGAAGAAGAAGUCUAAAGGCCAGUUUGAAGACACCUCACAGAAGGAAAAUGUAAAGGAACCUCAAGGCAAAAAGAAAUCCAAGUUUGUUAACCUUUACUCUUCAGAUGGCCAGGCCAGAGAUGUUGUUAUCCUGAAAGGCCGUCAUCGUUGUGAUUGUCAGGCUAGCAAGCAUAGACUGGUGAGUAACUGUCUCAAGUGCGGCCGUAUCGUAUGCGAACAGGAGGGUUCCGGUCCGUGCCUCUUCUGUGGUAAUCUGGUUUGUUCCCGAGAAGAGGAGCUGUUGUUGGCUUCAGGCUCGAAGAGAGCCGAACAUCUGUUGCAGAAACUUGUAGAGCAAAAGAAACCUGAAGGUUUGGAAUCUGCAAUCCAGCAUAGAAACAAGCUGCUGGAGUAUGACAAAACGAGUGAGCGGCGCACGAAGGUGAUCGAUGAUGAGAGUGACUACUUCCCUGUGAACUCCAUUUGGCUGUCUAAAGCAGAGCGGGAGAAACUGCAACAACAAGAAGAGGAGCUUCAGGCAAGGCACCAUUUGUCUCGUCUCGACAGGAGACUCACCCUAGACUUUGCAGGACGCAAGGUUUUGGAGUGUGAUGAUCCAGAGUAUUUUUACGACCCAGAGGACAUUGUGCUGAAGGAAAUCAGUGAAAGCAUUAAGGAGAAUAGAAGGGCUGUGAUGAACGGAGGCAGUGUGAACCCAGGAGUCUUGCGCACGCAGCCUAUUUUCCAGGAGGCAGUAGGAAGGUCCCUGCAGCCCACCUCGCUCAGCCUGCAGGGCACCACAAGUUUUCACAGGCGGGUGCAGGAUCGAGAGCUAAUCGAGAUGCUUGACGAGGGUUGUUGCUUAACCUUGCACCAGCCCUGGGCUUCGCUGUUCGUUGCAGGCAUCAAGUUGCACGAGGGCCGCACAUGGUACACAUCACAUCGAGGCCGUCUGUGGAUUGCUGCAGCCCUGAAGGUCCCCACUCCUCAAGAGAUUCAGACUGCAGAGCAUUUAUAUGAAGUUCUGAAGGGAGGUGAGAGGUUGCAGUUCCCAUUGCAGUACCCCACCAGCUGCCUGCUGGGAUGUGUGUAUAUGGUUGACUGCCUACCCCAAGAGGAGUACCGUGUCAAGUUCCCUGAAGGGGAGAGUGACAGCCCGUUUGUUUUCGUAUGUGAAGAUGCCCAGAAGUUGCCCAUCCGAUUUCCAAUACAAGGAAAACACAAAAUUUAUAAGUUGGACCCAAAAAUUCAUGCUGCUGCUCGGAAGUCUUUGCAGAGGGUGGCCGAAUUGCAAGCUGAAUGGGCUACAGUUCACUGAGCGACCAGCAGUGCCCUUAUUUGUUGGGCCUUCCACCCCAAAUGUGUUUAUUAUAUGCACUUUAUAUCAGUCAGUAUGUGAUAAGAUCAUUAUAUUAAGCAACUGAACAUAUUGUUUUACUUGAUUGCUCUAGAACUGGAUAGGAUCCUGCCCUACCACAAAUCCAUCUCAGAUCAGUUACUCUAGUUUCCUGUGACCCAGUUUCAUGUUGCCUUCUCACAUGAUACUUUGUCUCUCAAGUGAACUGUUCCUCAAUCAUAGACUGUUAAAAGUGUAUAUGGUUUUCUGAGGCCUGGUACCAUAUCUGCAUCACCUUGUAGUGUACAAAUAAUCUACAGUUGAUUUACUCCUUCGAACAGAGUCCUUGAGAAGCUGAUAACACAUAUAAUAAGAUAAACCCCUGCUUUUUAUGUAACUUGACUUUAUUUCCAUAUUUACAAGCCCACACCACUGAACACUAUUCUGAGCCAGAUGAAUUCAGCCUGCUCUCCAUGCUCCAUUUUAAUGUUAUCCUCCCAUGUGUGCCUUCAUCUCUGAAGGUGAUCACUUUCCUUGGGCUUUCUAAAUAAAAUUUUGUAUACAUUUUUCAUGCUGUGCAUGCUGGUUGCCCCAUCCAUUUCAUCCUUGGUUUCAUUAUUGUAAUACUGUUUUGUUAAGUGUACAAAUUGUGAAGCUCUUUAUGAUCUAGUUUACAUUCUCCCUCUUAGGUCAAAGUAUUUUCUACAUUCUCUUCUCAGCAAGACAAGAUUAUACUUUUGUAUAGGUUUAAUAGGAGCUUGGAAAAUGCAGUACUGUGGUUAAAAGGGGCCCACAUAACUUGUUUUCUUACCUCAGUAAUUGAUUAUUGAUUCAUUUUACAUGGACGUAAUUUAAACUUUGUGUAGUGCACAUUGUAUUUUGUUAUUUAUGUCAUACACGAUAAACAUUUGAGGUUCUUACGGCAGUGAAGUCAUAGAUUUUGGUCUUCUGGGCUGUGAUGUCGUGCAGUCUUUAUAGGUGGCUACCAUUGUUUCAAAGGAAUACGUGAUCUCCACCUUGAGGUUUAGGUGUAGCUGUGAUUAUUUCUGUUGUUGCUUAUAUUAUGAGUAAUAUAGAUAAGAUCAAUGACUAAACAUACCAGCUGUCCAAAAAACAUGUAUACACAUUAUAAUAUGGAAUAUUUACCAUGUUUGCAUGUAUUUUGGGACAUUCGGUAUUUAAUUCUAUUUAGUCCUGGUUUGUACCACAUAUUCUUGUUACACUGGUCUCACACCAAAAAUGUUCUGGUGCUCACCAUUAUUUGUUUAUUCUUUUAUUAUGCUAAUGAUCAGAUAUAAGUUGUGUCAGAAUCAGUGUAUCACAAGUAACAGUGAAAGAAAUUGAAUGUAUGGUUGUGGUUGAGCUGGAGAAGGCCUGGUGGGCAGCAAGAAAUUAAAAACUUAUGAAACAUUUA
This is a messenger RNA of Zootermopsis nevadensis, 3439 nucleotides long. RefSeq names its product activating signal cointegrator 1. Gene Ontology annotation, biological process: rescue of stalled cytosolic ribosome. NCBI's taxonomy places the organism in Eukaryota, Metazoa, Arthropoda, Insecta, Blattodea, Termopsidae. Gene Ontology annotation, cellular component: RQC-trigger complex; nucleus. The record is from RefSeq and is a predicted model, not a curated record. Gene Ontology annotation, molecular function: zinc ion binding.